CGGACACGUUGAGAGGAGACCCUCCUGGAUAAAGUCGCGGAAGAAAGACAGUUUAAGUGUGUUUGUACGUGUCGGCAUGAUGUGUAAACUCUUUCUGUUCUUCGCUUUGCUUAUCGCCGUCCUCGAACCUCUGCUGGGGCAUCCGCUGAUCCACCCGGCAGAGAUGACCUACUCCAGGCCUGUUCUUGUAGAAGAGGAGCAGGUGGUCAGUCCAGAAGACCUGAGUUACUCGGAGCAAGCCUAUCUGUCCCAAAGCGGCGUGGGAUUCGGUUACCCGUCCCUCAUUACCGGGGACAUCAGCAGUGAUGGUCUCAGAACAGCUGGAUUUGUCCCGAGUAAAUCUGCAAAAGAAGUGUUGCUGGAAAAGCCGUUGAUGAGCCGCUUCCUGGGCAGCAGGAAGCAGUACCGCAAACGAGGAAGCAACACAGAGUGUUUCUGGAAAUACUGUGUCUGAAACAUCUCAUGCGCUUCAAUUUCAACACUCCUGCACAAACUCUGUGGGCCUGAUGCACUAAAUCUGCAAAAACGAUGUUUAUGUUUGUAGGAAAAAUAGUGGAUCAUUUAUUUGUACAUACCUGUACAAGCUUCAAGCUUUGAUGUAAAUAAAGUAAAUAUAUUUAAAAGA
Carassius carassius (crucian carp) is the source of this 625-nucleotide messenger RNA. It is a transcript of the gene uts2b, whose product is annotated as urotensin 2, beta. The record is from RefSeq and is a predicted model, not a curated record. Bases 77 to 454 code for a protein of 125 amino acids. Gene Ontology annotation, biological process: blood vessel diameter maintenance; regulation of blood pressure. Lineage: Eukaryota; Metazoa; Chordata; Actinopteri; Cypriniformes; Cyprinidae. Gene Ontology annotation, cellular component: extracellular region. Gene Ontology annotation, molecular function: hormone activity. The transcript has 4 exons.